CUAUAAAUCUUCAAAAAAGCCGCCAUGACAGUUCCAAGAGCAUCUCAAUUUUGCUGUCUAUCAUUAAAAUUCGUGAACCAAGUUUGGGUUUGGGUUCAUUUUGUAUUACUGGUUUUUGCAUAUUUAACGACAAUAUCGAUUGGAGCUAUUCGCCUUCUUAAACUUAAUUAUGAUGAUUAUACAACAGCAAAAGAUGAAAUAUUACGAAUUAUUGAGAAGGAGAUUAAAGUUGAAAUUAAUGAGAAGUGCUACCUCAGAGAAUCCUACCAAACCCAACAAGGAAUCUUAAACCUAAACCCAAAGCUAUGUCAUCUGCCAAUUAAGUCCUUACGACGCUCACUUAACGAAUAUCUUUACAGCUCAAAAUUGGGUUGCUCUCUUCACAAUUCUGAUGGUCCUCAUAAUGAUUUGCCAUUACCACCUCAAUGGCAUCAAAAAGUCCUGAUUAGACUUCAAUGUGAAGUAGUUGCAGUUCUUAAAAUGAUGAAGUUUGCAGCCAUUCCAAGCAUUAAUUGCUUUGAUAUUAAGAAAAUUAGUAUAAUUUUAUGUUGGAUUGACUUUAUCGCUAGUAUUCUCGGCGUUGUUGCUGCAGCGGCUUUUGGAUUUGUCGGAAUAAUUAUAGUAAAUGAUGAGCAGCAAAAGCACUUGAUUGCUGACUAUAUUUCACAAUAUUUGACAGUUAAUAGUGAUGUCAUAUGCAUCAAAAUUAAAGCAACCUCAAUACUACAGCUUACGACAAGUCCAACUGAUAAUGCUGAUAAUUUGGAAUUCCCCUUUCAUUUUGUAGCUAGAAUUCAGACAGAUCGUCGUGUAUUUAUAAUUAUUUUUGAAGGUAUCCACAAAAUGGCACCAAAGAUCAAAAUCGUGUCUGGCUGUUUCGACUUAAAGAAUGGAAAUCUGUUUUGGAGCUACUUUGUUGUUCUUUUUGAAGUAAGUUUGAUAAUCACACGACUGAGGACGUCAGAACCAACAAAGGCAAAAGCGCUUGCUCUAAUUCCAGCUUUGUCUGAAUAUGAGGAUUAUUUUAACAAACCAAUUUGGAUCAAACCAUACAUGACCCUCCAGCUCCUCAGUGGAUUUAUCUUCCUUUUCAUCUCACUUUUGUACCUCUUCAGCUUCCUUCUCAUCAUCGGCCACAGAGUUGGAGAUCUGAUGUGCUUUUACACGACUGUUUACUUCAUAGAAUCAGCAUUCAGCUUUUACAUGUUCAUCUGUGUUUAUUCACUGUACAAGGAAAUGACAAAGGGAGAUGAGAAUAAACCAAAUGAAGUGAUGUACUUGAAGGAUAAUGACGUUCAGGUUUUGUCUGUUAAUUAUCAAUAGAACUGAUUAGAAGUGUGAAUUUAUGUGAUUGAAACUUAAUGAAUGGAAUCUCAAUGUAAAUGGACUGGAUAAUAAAAGGUUGUAAUUAUUUUUUUGAAUCAUUGGCUGUUUUACUGGUUUA
Molecule: messenger RNA, 1444 nt
Organism: Chironomus riparius
Lineage: Eukaryota; Metazoa; Arthropoda; Insecta; Diptera; Chironomidae
Source: the annotation of a GenBank genome assembly